Molecule: messenger RNA, 1341 nt
Organism: Symbiodinium necroappetens
Lineage: Eukaryota; Dinophyceae; Suessiales; Symbiodiniaceae
Source: the annotation of a GenBank genome assembly
AUGGAUUUGGCUGCUCUUCGGCAGAUGUCAGGAGGAGCAGCGGAGCCCGACCGGCUACCUCGGUCGUUGGACACAAAUCAGUGCUACUCUACCUUCCAGUCCGAACUGGCCUGCCAGCCCGACCAAGCCGUUUAUGCCGGGACCGGGACGUUCGACCAGUGUCAUGGUUGCAUCGGAGCGGUCCAGACGGUUGGCAGUGAGAUGUCACUUUCCGGCAGUUGGGUGGAGCACUCCGUUCCCCUGAAGAUGGCACGCUCCAUUUUGGCACCAAGGCCGGGCGAAGAAGUCGGCAGAAAGACCGUCUUCGCAAGUGGCAUUCCAACAAUUUCCUCCAAAGUCGUUGACGGACUGUCCUUGGUGCAUCCAGGAACCAGUUCGGUUUGCUACGAGUUCUGGUACACUGCCCAAGGCCAGGUAAGAUAUGACGACCCGAUUGAGCUUCAAAGCGGCAUGGCUGAUGAAGAAAGAAUGCACCUCAACGUGAACCAUGUGGACGAAGACUGGAUGUACGGCCGGCUAGUGACCACAAGCAGUUUCUCCAUGAAGCUCUGUGAGGUUCUUGCGCGCUCCUCGUGCACUGCGUUCUACAACAUUGCAAUGCUGAAUUUGCUCUCCGAGAUUGUUUCAACAAAGGAGUUGGCGAGCCGCUUCGACUCCUACAUCCUCAGCCUUUUCCUCAUCUCGCGGUGUCUUUGGGUAUACAUUGCUCAUCGGCGUGCCCAAAGGGGCCUUAUCCUGGACUGGCACGACAAGGGCGAGUACGUGACCAAUGUUGGCUUCUUUGGCAGGUUGGAUCUGAUGUUUAGCAUCACAGUGGUGGAGAUGUUCUUGAUCCCGAGGAUAGUCCGAGACAUCGUGUCCCUGCUUCAUCCCGACAAGCGGUGCCAUCCAUUCGCUGCCUUUGGCGGAAAGCUGUAUGGUCCUCGUUCCUUCAUUCUGGGCUUCCCAACGAAGGACAUGUACAUCACCGAGAGCCUUCAUGGCAUAGUGUCUCAAGUGCCGGUUCUGGUGGCAGAUGUCAUCAUCACCGUCAGCCUGUGUUGGACGCUGCGCGCCAAGAUAGGCCUCUUCUGCUUCUCCAUUCCCGAAGACCGGGAACGUUGGUUGUGGUGCCGAUGCAUGACGUGGCUCGUGCUGGUUCUCACAGUUGUCAACUUUGUCUUGAAGGUGAUUUUGUUUCGGCGAUAUUUGUGGGCUCGCAAACGCUAUCGGGCCUGGCUCAAAGUGAAGCUGAACGACCCAAGUCAGCCCGAUGCGUGCAGGCGCGCGCUGAGGAAGGAGUGGCGUGCUUAUUUCGGUGAGCUAAGCCAGACGCUCGUGCACGAGCCACUGAGCCCCUGA